CAUUUGUCGCCUUCCGGCCGCCACGGACAACAGAGAAAACAAUUCAGACAGAGAGACUGGUGGUAUCUGAUGUUGCAUUCGGCACAGAGAUACGGCUCCCUGUCACGAUAAUCGGGGCCGUACAGAAGAGGAAAAGAAAGAAAGGAAGCCACCGAUAGCGGUUGCAGCCAGGCGUCGAUGAUAGAGCCCUUGGCCAGUCAGCAGCGGCAGCUCUAGGGAGGAGACUUCGAGUGCGGCUGGUCGAGCGGUUUUCAGCGGCGGGCUCCGUGCCUGAGCCGGGAGCGCACGCCUGCAAAUUAGGAAGGGCCGCCCCGCUUACUAUGGCGCCCGGAAAGCUUCUCGGAAGGCUGCUAAUCGUCGCCAUCGUGUCGCUGUUUGACGCCAUCGACGACGUGGAUGCAGACGAUGGUAUCCAGUGGCUCGGCGACGCUUGCAAUGACGACGACGACUGCCACGAUGCAUUCAACCUGCUCUGCGUCAAGGGUCAGUGCGCCUGUAAGCAGGGAUUCGUCUCGGCGCAGUUCAGCUGCCACCCAGCUUCGCCCCUUGGCGGGAAGUGUACGUACCAUGCCCAAUGCCAGUACAGCGACCCGCACAGCGCGUGCGACCUGACGGGACACUGCGUGUGCGUGGAUGGGUUCACGCCGCGCCGGGACACUGUGACCACCAAGAAGUGCGCCGCCGACGCGGACGACGACCGUCAGUAUCUGGACGCCGCUGCGGUGUUGAAACCGCACGCGAUCACAGGAUAUCACAGUUCUUAUGGCAGCGGCGUCACGACUUUUGGUAUCAUCGUGCUGGUGCUGGCGUUUGUGCUAGCGGUCGCCUGCCUCCUCAAGUUCGUUAUCUGCAACUGGAACCAGCAACAAUCACCACCUUUGAGGAAACAUUCCAGGAAAUACAACUACCUCACCGUGGGUUACCUCAAAGACAAUGAAACACAAGCUCUUCUUCCACCGGGGAGGCGUCCACCCAGCUACUCAGAAGCCACCAGGGUGCCGCAGAUCACCAUUUCCGAUUACUCAUCCCUUUCUCACCCCACCACGACCGUCUACACAAGCACGUGAGCUGAUAAAGCAUGUGCAAAUCGGAGAGCAGUGCCAACCAAUGGAUCCCUGCUGUAUGUAUGCAUUGUAAAUAUAAAGAUUUGAUACUCAA
This is a messenger RNA of Dermacentor silvarum, 1158 nucleotides long. RefSeq lists its product as uncharacterized. The transcript has 7 exons. Lineage: Eukaryota; Metazoa; Arthropoda; Arachnida; Ixodida; Ixodidae. The record is from RefSeq and is a predicted model, not a curated record. The coding region runs from base 321 to 1067 and encodes 248 amino acids.